AAAUCUUAACGAACUAGACUUAAAAAACAGACACAACUUGUCAAACGACACAACAUCCACAAGAAUGUCCACCGCGACCACCAGUUUUUUCGAACCAGCCUCCGUGACCAGCAGUGGCCGUCCAGUCCUCCACCAAGCCGAAGUAGAAUGCCACCUCCUCUCACCUUUAGACCUUGAAACCGAACCCACCACCACCGCGACAACCACCAUCAAUUCACUUGACUUCCCUGCAUUAAAAUCAGGCCUUGGAAUCCUCACCACACACCGCCUCCUUUGGCUUCCCUCUAAUGCUACGACAGACAGUUCAAGUCCAAUAUCAAUCCCUUUGAGUUCUGUAACUCAUAUAUUUUCACCAAAAAAGUCGAUCAAGUCAAUGUUUCACUCACCCCGGAUCCGGUUUCAAGUUUCUAUGCAUUCAAGGAGUGUUGUGGUGACUUUAGUGAUCAGAGGGAAGGGAGAUAUUGAUGGGUUUUUGACAAAGUUUUGGGAUUGUUGGAGAGGAAGGGCUUGGGAGAUUGGUAAUGAUAGUGGCGGUGGGUCAAGUUCGGGGUCUGUUCCGGCUUCUGGGUCAGUUUCGGGUGGUGGGUUAUACUCGAGUGAUGGGUCAGUGAGGCUGGUGGGUGUGUCUGGGAUAUUGAGGAAAGAGCAGGAGAUGUGGGAAAGUACUGAUAAGAGCUUGCAAGAGGCUUUUCAUGACUUGAAUGCUCUUAUGAGAAAGGCCAAAGAAAUGGUCAUCCUAGCAGAGAAGAUGAGGCAGAAGCUUUUGUCUGGAUCGAGCUCUCAAGGUAGUUCUGGGAAUGAUGAGGAAAUGGGUUCCAAAGAAGAGAUGCAAGAUUGGCUGCUGAGUGUUGGUAUCAUAUCCCCAGUAACAAAAGAAUCUGCAGGUGCCAUGUAUCAUCAACAACUGUCCCGUCAGUUGGCAGAUUUUGUCAGAAUUCCGCUAGAGAAAGCUGGAGGAAUGAUCAAUCUUAUAGAUAUCUAUUGCCUCUUCAAUCGUGCUCGGGGAACAGAAUUGAUCUCACCUGAGGAUUUGUUGCAAGCAUGUUCUCUUUGGGAGAAGUUUGAUGUUCCAGUAAUGCUUCGGAAAUUUGAUAGUGGAGUGAAGGUCAUCCAGAAUAAGUCCCAUAGUGAUGAGGAGGUUUUUGCAAGAAUCAAAAACCUUGUAUCAAAGCCUGAAGCCCUGCGGUCUGGAAUAACUGCUAGUGAUGCUGCCAUGACAUUGGGUAUUGCUCCAGCUAUGGCCAAGGAGCAUCUUCUAAGUGCUGAGAGCAAAGGAUUGCUAUGCAGGGAUAUAAGCCCUGAUGGAUUUCGCUUUUUCAUUAACCUCUUUCCUGAAAUCAAUUCUGAUGAUAUACACAUGGUCAAGGAUCAUGGGAUUUAUUCUCUGUGGAUAAAAAGUUGGUAGCUGUUUCUGCUCAGAAAUCUGAAACCAGUACACAGCAUGACAAUAGAAUUGCUUUCCCAUUUCACUCAAUCAGCCAUCAAAUGCCAAUCAAACCUUGAUAGGCCAGGCUUCAAGGUGGCAUUGCGACGUGAUGAUCGCAAGGUAGCUGCUGCAGCACAGAGACAUGGUUUCUAACACACGAUCAAGUUAACCUAAAUCAAACAAAUGAAUGACAACUUUGUUGGUGUUACUUUUGGAGAUGAUACUCUUAAUUUCUGGGACGGUAAAUACAAGGAAAUUCAAUAUUUUGUAAUUCAAUAUUUUGUGUAAGAGUGAUCUUUGUAAUUUAUGGAUCAAGUAAAUACAUAACUGCAAGGAGCAUCAUGCUUUAUUCAUCUAUCCAAUUUAGGACUAUGUCCUGAGAGAAAUUAGGAUUUGGUGUUUUUGCCA
Molecule: messenger RNA, 1834 nt
Organism: Populus nigra (black poplar)
Lineage: Eukaryota; Viridiplantae; Streptophyta; Magnoliopsida; Malpighiales; Salicaceae
Product: vacuolar protein sorting-associated protein 36-like
Exons: 9
Coding region: 65-1405 (446 amino acids)
Biological process (GO): protein transport to vacuole involved in ubiquitin-dependent protein catabolic process via the multivesicular body sorting pathway
Cellular component (GO): late endosome membrane; ESCRT II complex
Molecular function (GO): ubiquitin binding; phosphatidylinositol-3-phosphate binding
Source: RefSeq, a predicted model, not a curated record